AAAGUAAAAUCUAUUAUAUCAAAUGAUGAUUUACGAUUUUUAUGAUUAGAGGAUGUUAGUGUUAUUGGCAGGUUUUCUUGGUGGAAUAGCCUUCAUUCUGAUUGUAGAAAUAUUUGUUGUAUAUAAAUGGUUUCAAGUGCAGCCUAAUAAAGAUCCUAAACUUGUUCCUCAACAAAAACCUGUUUCCAAUCCCAGGAGUAUAGCUGAGUUUUGCAGUAAAGAAGGAGCGACAGAAAAAGAAUCAUGCAUGUUUCUAAAUUUAAUAUUUCAGUUUCUUUGGAAAGAAUGGAGAGAUUCACCCAAAACUAGAAACUUUUUUAUUUGUAAAAUGAAUAUGGAGUUUAAAGAAAUGCUGCUGAAUAAAGCUGCUGGUAAACUUAUUGAUCAGAUUUCUGUUUGUGAUUAUUAUCUUGGAGAUUCUUUACCUGUUUUCAAAAAUGCAACAGUUAUGAAAGUUGAUACAAGCAGCCCGACCCAAGUACCCAAAGAGUUGGACAUAGCUGUAGAUGUUGAGUAUUCUGGUGGGUUUAUAAUCUCUUUAGAUGUAGGUUUAAUAUUUGGAAAGUCAGCUCAUUUUACUGUCGAGUUAAACUCAUUGACUGGAAGAUUAAGAUUGCAGCUUACAAGAAAUCCUUGCACUCAUUGGUCAUUUAGUUUUUAUGAAGUAUUGUUUGAUCCUUUGAUGGAUUUAAAAGUUGAGUCUGAUUUUGAGGGAAAAAAUUUACCAAAGCUUACAACGUUUAUCAGCAAUCAAAUACGAAAAUCUAUAAAAAAGAAGCACACGCUUCCCAACUACAAAGUACGCUACAAACCCUUUUUUGUUCAAGAGAAACCACAAGAUGGAAAAAAUGAGAUAUAUUAUCACAACAGUUUGAUAACUGUUGGAAAACUUGAUAUUGAAAUUGUAGAAUGCACAAGAUUACCACCUUUGCCAAAAGGUUCACAUAUAUAUUGCACAUUGUCAUUGGAUUCACUUCCAUGGAAAGAAGAUAUGCCUCUUAGAAGAUCUUUAUGGCCGGUGCAUGAGGUUUUAAUAUGCAGAGCACCAUCAGGUGUGAUUGGAAUAAGCUUUUUUCAAGAGGUUGAAACAUUAGAUGAUGAAAAAAUUGAAAGUGUUUUAAUCAAAACUGUUACUCCAAACUCACCAGCCAGUCAUGUUGAUGUACAAAUAGGUGACAUUUUGAUAAGUGUCAAUAAUGUUGAUGUUGUUACUAUGAAACAAGCUGUACGACUCAUAAAAAAUGCUGGAAACAAGUUUACUUUAAAACUUCAACGUCCCCCUACAAAAAAAAAUACAGAUGCAUUAACAGCAAAACCUAAAGUUGAAGAAACUAAAGAUCAAGAGGAUAAUAUUAAUACUCAAGUCAAGGCUAAGGACGGGUUUGAUUUUAACAGCAUACUUUUACAUGAUGAAGAUAGCGAAACUGAAGAGUUUGUUAACAUUGUUGUUCAUGAAAUAGAAAAGGAAUUGUUUGCUGAUGAAGCAACUAAGAAGUUUAUUAAUGAAGUAAAACUUUUAAGACAUAGUUCAAUGGAUAUUAAAGAUUCUUUGAAUGUUGAAAGCAAAGAAGAUACUUUACCAGAUAAAGUAAAUUUAGUCACGAAAACAUCUGAUAAAAAUUCUAAAAGCUCUUCUAGUCCUGGAUCAAGUGAAUUCAAAACAUCUGCCAUAAAAAAAAAGAGACGGUUUUCUUUAAAAAAUAGUUUCAAGAAAAAAGCUUUAAAACUAGAACCAGUUAUUGAAUCAGAUAGCUGUGAAACUUCGGAUCAUUCAUCAUUUAGUGCUGAUUCAAGAAGUUCUAAUAAAGAACAAGGGGAUGAGACUUAUACAUCUUCAGAUACAAAGUUAAGUAAGUUUUCUGAACCAGAUGAUAAAAUGGAAACUAAGUGCUCUAAAGAUUGGGAUAAUAUUUCACAGCAAACUGCUGACAUUAAAGUUGAAAAUGAAUUUACUCAAACUGAAGAUGAUAAAGAACCUACUGGCCAAAGAACAUCUAUUGCCAGUGCUAACCAGGAACCUGUUUGGAAUGAAAUCUUUUCAUUUGAUGUUGAGAGAGAACACAAAUUUCUAAACAUUUGUGUAUGGGGGAAAUGUGAAGAUGCUUUUGAUAAAGAUCUGCUAUUAGGAUAUGUUUCAAUUCCAUUAAUGGACUUGUCAUUAGAAUGCUUAUCAACUAAAUCUAGAAAAAGUAUCCAGACAUUUCUUCUUGCAGUCACUGAAAGUCGUUCAGCAAUCAGUCGUUCAUAUCUUCGUGUUAUGAUGCCUGGUUUGAAUCAUAAUCAGUGCAAUGGAGAUAUAACUUUAGCAUAUAAAUAUGUUUCAUUGGUUCCAGAAAAUGACUUGAAAAAUCUUGAAGCCAAGCAGGUUGAAGAGGACAACAAGAAGGUGGGAUUCACAAAGGUUGAUGAUAAAGAUUCUAAUGGCAUUAUACAUAAAGAGCACAAUUUUAUUGGAACUGAUUUCUAUUUCCCUACUCGCUGUGAAUAUUGCCAAAGAAAGGUUUGGCGUAAAGUAGCAUUUCAGUGUCGAGUUUGUGCUAUGGUUUGUCACAAAAGAUGUUUGCAAAAAGCACAAAAUUAUACGUACUGCACAAGUUUUGGAGUUCGAGCAAAACCUCCAGUUUGGCAAAAAUAUAAUCCCCCUACAGUUGAAGCUCAGGAUGGCCCAAUAUUUGACCAAUCAAGAAUUACUACUGUGAGUUCAGAACCUGAGUUUCAAAAUGCAAAUGAUUCUUGGAAUAUACCUGAAGAAUAUGAUCUUUUUCUUGGUCAUGAAACCUUUAAUACUGAAACUACAUUAAGAAGAAGAAGGUUUUCUAAUGACAGCUCAGGAACUAAGGUUUUAGAAACAGAUUUUCAACAAAGUUUAGAUGAUUCCAUCUCAAGAGCAAAAGUGACUGCUAAAGAGGCUGGUCGAGAACUAUGUGCCAGUCUUGAUGAGGAAAACAGAGAGUUAUAUCUUCAAAGAAAAUUAGAAGAGUUUCAGAAAGUGAUAUUGGCAGAGCGCUACAAUCAAGAAUAUCUCAAAGAAACUGUCAACAGUACAGUGCAAAGUAAAAUGAAAGAAAGUGCUGUUGAAAAAUUACGCAAAUCAGAAGACAGAGUUCAAGGUUUGACCUUGUUGAUGAUUCAAUAUGGAGCUGCUCUCAACGAAUGCUAUGUUAAAUCUCAUCCGCAACAGUGUGAUCUGUGAUGUUAUAUCUAAACUGGAGUGUAGUUACUAUUUUUUGGUCCAUAUAUCUUUUAUAAAAAUGUUAAAAGCAAAUCUGCUACAUUCUUUAAAGUCGUCCCUAAUGAAAGCACUAUAUUCUAGUCAUACUGCGCAAAUCUUAUUGUAAGCGUUAAAAAUGAAAAUUAUUUUUUACAUAAACAAAUUUUUUUAAACUUGUAUUAUUUUGACAGGAAAACAAAUCUUUUGACACUUUUUAUAACUUACAUAAGGUAAUCUUUUAAACGUUUUAAGUGAAUAGUUUUGAGGU
Molecule: messenger RNA, 3479 nt
Organism: Hydra vulgaris (swiftwater hydra)
Lineage: Eukaryota; Metazoa; Cnidaria; Hydrozoa; Anthoathecata; Hydridae
Product: PDZ domain-containing protein 8
Biological process (GO): mitochondrial calcium ion homeostasis
Cellular component (GO): mitochondria-associated endoplasmic reticulum membrane contact site
Molecular function (GO): lipid binding; protein binding
Source: RefSeq, a predicted model, not a curated record